This is a messenger RNA of Psammomys obesus (fat sand rat), 2597 nucleotides long. It is a transcript of the gene Mapre2, whose product is annotated as microtubule associated protein RP/EB family member 2. The transcript has 8 exons. Gene Ontology annotation, molecular function: microtubule plus-end binding. Gene Ontology annotation, biological process: regulation of microtubule polymerization or depolymerization; protein localization to microtubule plus-end; spindle assembly. Gene Ontology annotation, cellular component: microtubule organizing center; cytoplasmic microtubule; microtubule plus-end. Lineage: Eukaryota; Metazoa; Chordata; Mammalia; Rodentia; Muridae. The record is from RefSeq and is a predicted model, not a curated record. The coding region runs from base 169 to 1128 and encodes 319 amino acids.
CUUUCUUGAUUAGCAUAAGUAUCUGCCCCGGGGCCCUGGUGCGAGGCGGAGGCUCUGACCUAGCUUAGGUGCUAAGAGAAGUCCAGCCUGUGGUGAGGUCUGAGCAGCACCUGCUUCUAAUCCCAGAGAGGACCGCGGGGGUGCGACUCGGCGGGGCAGAACGCUAGGAUGAAACAGAUCAGAGACCAAAGGGUAACCAGAAAGAGUCCCAUUUCCCAGAGGAACCAUUCAUCUCAACAGCCAGGGAGAGAGCCUGGAUGUUCAAAUUGGGGAAUGGCGGUCAAUGUGUAUUCUACCUCGAUAACCCAGGAGACUAUGAGCAGGCAUGACAUUAUUGCAUGGGUUAACGACAUCGUGUCCCUAAACUACACAAAAGUGGAGCAGCUCUGUUCAGGAGCGGCCUAUUGCCAGUUCAUGGAUAUGCUUUUCCCAGGCUGUAUUAGUUUGAAGAAAGUAAAAUUCCAAGCCAAGUUGGAGCAUGAGUAUAUUCACAAUUUUAAACUUCUGCAAGCAUCAUUUAAACGGAUGAAUGUUGAUAAGGUAAUUCCAGUGGAAAAGCUGGUGAAAGGGCGUUUCCAAGACAACCUGGAUUUUAUUCAGUGGUUUAAGAAAUUCUACGACGCUAACUAUGAUGGGAAGGAGUAUGAUCCUGUAGAGGCACGACAAGGGCAAGAUGCAAUUCCUCCCCCUGACCCCGGCGAACAGAUCUUCAACCUGCCCAAGAAGUCUCACCAUGCAAACUCCCCCACGGCAGGCGCGGCUAAAUCAAGUCCAGCAGCCAAGCCGGGAUCCACACCUUCUCGCCCCUCGUCUGCCAAAAGGGCUUCAUCCAGCGGCUCAGCGUCUAGAUCUGACAAAGAUUUAGAAACGCAGGUCAUACAGCUCAACGAGCAGGUACAUUCAUUGAAACUGGCUCUCGAAGGUGUGGAGAAGGAGAGGGAUUUCUACUUUGGGAAGUUGAGAGAGAUUGAGCUGCUGUGCCAAGAACAUGGGCAGGAAAACGAUGACCUUGUGCAGCGACUAAUGGAAGUACUCUACGCUUCCGACGAACAGGAGGGCCAAACCGAAGAGCCAGAAGCAGAGGAGCAAGCCCAUGACCAGCAGCCCCAGCAGCAAGACGAGUACUGAACCGCCUCAGCAGCUCUUGACACUUCCAUCGCGUGUGGGGACUUUCCUUCUGGAGGAUUGGAAUGUGUGUGGCCUGGAGCCCAGUAGAAACCAGCUGUUCCCACCCUGUUGCCAUCGACAGUGAUAUUGCAUCCGCCAGCCAUUGCACUGGGUUCCCACUUCUUUUGCCAAGAUGCAUUAGCAGACGGCCAUUCUGGUCACCCACCUGCCAGAUCAUAGGGUCACAUACCUUCAACUCCACCACCUGGCUGCUUGAGAUUGGUUCUACCCUUCCCUCAUUCCUUUCCAGAACAACUCUUUCCCACCCCAACACCACCACCAUCACCACCACCACCCCUUUUUAUCCUGGUGUGAAACAAUGGUAAUUUGAUAUAUGGUAUUUAUAUUGGCAUUUUUCAACCCAGUGUCACUAGAUAUCACAUGCAUUUGUGGUGCUUUGAUGUUUGCAAGUCUAACCUCCUAUCAUAAAUUUGGUCAGAUGAUUAAUUGGAACAAAGGGAAGCAGAUACUUGAUAUGAAAGCCAUAUGACAGUAGCUUGUGUCAUGGGGAAAACAAUUCCUCCCUCUACUCACAACACUAAAGGGAAAAAAGAAAAAUGGAUUCAAAACUAGGACUUCAGGGCCCAGCAGUGUUGAUAGAGCAGCGCAUUAGACAACCAUGCAGUUGUUAGUUUCCAGGCGUUCACUCACAGACAGCAGCAUCUCAGCUCCGCCCUCGCUCUGUGAGUCCCUGCCCCCUCUCCAUCCCCAGGUUCUCGUGUUAUUUUCUUUCUCAGGGCCCUCUUCGGUGGAGGUCCACUCCCUACAAGAUGUUCUCACGGCAAUCUGCAGUUGCAAAAGUUGGGGUGGGGGGAGGUGGUCUCAGAAAGCAGGAGGCUUCCCGCCUCAUCCCUCUUCCUCCUUGCAAGAGCUUCAGCCCAAGUCUUGCAGUUCACGUUAGGGGAAUCCAUACUAGGGGGUAACUGGAGGCUGUGUGCCCCGCAUGCCACCAUCUGCAUCGUGUUGGUGCCGGCUGCGAGGUUGGAGGUGAAGACUUGAUGGGUGGCAUGAUCUCUCGGGAGAAGGGUGGCUCUACACAGAACACCAGUGACCCCCCCCCAUUACCUUCUGGAGUAAGGACUCUGCCAUCCCCCCUACCCUCCUACCCCCACAGCACCGGGGCCUUCCCUCUCAUUGACAUUUGCUAAACUGUGGCAGUUCAUAAAGGGGAAACGUUAGUGAAUUGAAAGCAUUCCUUGUUUUUAACUAUUUGCACAUUUUCUUAGUCUUUCCUGAUCGUUGCCCGCCUCCCCGUUUGGACAGAUGGUACCCUUUCCUAGCUCCCUCGUUUUAUUUGAUUUUGAUUUUUCGUUUACUGUCACUGGUCAUUUGGCCAGCAAGUGCAGAAAAACAAGAAACAAAUGUGCCCACCCCACUUUCCACUUUAAAAAAAAAAUCUCAAAAUAAAUUUCUGAAUUAUGCAUCAUAAA